This is a messenger RNA of Pleuronectes platessa (European plaice), 3378 nucleotides long. Its product is annotated as CTTNBP2 N-terminal-like protein. Lineage: Eukaryota; Metazoa; Chordata; Actinopteri; Pleuronectiformes; Pleuronectidae. The record is from RefSeq and is a predicted model, not a curated record. The coding region runs from base 108 to 1868 and encodes 586 amino acids. The transcript has 5 exons.
GGCCUCAGAGUAUCUGUGCAGUGUCAGUGGACUGACUGGAUUCAUGCUGCCGAGUGUCUCCUCUCUGUUGGACUUGCAAAACAUUUAAUGCGGCCGGAGCAGAGCGCAUGAAGGAGGAGAAAAUGAAUGUGGAGGCUCUGAGCCGAGCAGAGCUGCUGACCUUCCUCAGUAUUUUGGAGGGAGAGCUGGAGGCCCAGGAUGAGGUCAUACACACCCUCAGGGCUCAACACAGAGAUGCUUUCAUCCAAGAGCGCUACGGCCAGUAUGACCUUAGCGAUCCAUUCCUGGCGCUGCAGCGGGACAACGAGUCGGCGGAGCGUCAGAGCCCACUCACCGAGCAUCAAACACACCUGCAGGGUCGGGCGGUGGGCCCGAACCCUCUGGCUGUCCUUAAACUCGUCAUGGCUCACUGCAAGAGGAUGCAGGACAGGAUGAUGGGACAACUGGCUGCUGCUGAGACCAGUCACAGGAGGAUGAUAGCUGAUCUGGAGGAGGAGAAACGCCGGCACGCCCAGGACUCUGCUCAUAGUGAGGAUUUAACCGUCAUGCUGCAGACGGAGAGAGACCAACUGCUGCAACAGUUGGAAGGGGAGCGUGACAGUGUGCGGAGGUUGGAGAAGGAACAGGCACAGCUGGUGAACAAGGUGGAGGAGUCACUGUCCCAGCAGCAGCAGCUCUCCUCCAAUCUGACCUUGGAGCUCCAGAAAGCCAGCAGCCAGGCUCAGGAGGAGGCUCAGAAGGUCUCCCAACUUCAAACCUUGCUCCAAGAUGAGACCAGUGCUCUAGAGAAGAUCCAGGGGAUCCUCGAAGGUGAGAGGAGCAGGGCGGCCCAGCUAGAGGCCAGAUCUGAGGGGCAGCAGGCUGAGUUUGACUCCGAACUAGAGCGGAUGAAAGCCAGGGUCAGCAAAGAGGAGGAGAGGAGUAGGGAGUUGGAGAGACAGGUGGAGGAGCUGAGGAAGAGGUUGGCUGAGCCUGAAGAAGGUAAAGAGGGAGUGCAGGAGGAUGUGACAGAGGUGAAAGAGACGCUAUCCAAGGCGAUGGUCGUGUCCGCCUCUGCUGAGACUGUACCGGAAGGAAAGGUAACUGUCACUCCUAAAUCCACCUCAAUGUCAAAGGUCAACGGCCAUCACAAUCAUAAAGAGACUGAACCAACUCAAGAGGGGAGGGGAGCAGACAGUGGAGGGGUGAUAGAGAAUGGAGGAGCCGCACCUUUGCAUUUCCCUCUUCACCCCCACCCUCACUCUCCCUCCAGCACAGCCUCCUCCUCUCUCUCCUGCUCCCCCAUUUCCUCCCCCAUCCUUGCCAAGCGCCUGGGCAGCCCAGGCCUGCAUCAGUCCUCCUACCAGGCCGGAGUCAACCAGCGAUUCCAGGCGGCCAGGCACAAGUUCCAGAGCCAAGCUGAGCUGGAGCAGCAGCAGGGUGGCCCGCUUUCCCCCAGGGACCUCUCCCCCACCACCUCCUCCAUUCCUCCCCCACCAGAGCACAGCACAGCUAAGCAGCUGGCCCGCAACACUGUCACUCAGGUGCUGUCACGCUUCACCAGCCAGCAAGCAGGAGUCAAGCUGGCCCCUCUCAGCAGCUCUCCGUUCGGUACAGACUACCGAAACCUAUCAGCGACCCCUCCUGGUGGGAGGUCACCUUCUGCAGGGCCCUUAUCUCCAGGCAUCCGCUCCCCCCUCACUCCUCGCUCAGAGAGGACCCAUCCUCCUCCGCUCCCUCCCAAGAAGCCAGGCAUGAGUCCAACUCCAGGCUCCCCAAGUCACUCUGCUCGGACCAGCCUCUUCCCCGAGCUGACCGGCACCUGUGGGCAUAGCAACAAUGGCAAGGAGGGAGCCACGGAAUCAGACCUUUUAUUUUCUAGCAGCUAACGGCCGGUUCACAUAAACUCACUUCUAAACGAGUCAGACCUUAAUCAACGUUUACUGUAAUUUUCAGCUUCACUGGCGCUCAAGCCCACCUCAUAGCACUCCCCCGCAGAUGGACUGGUUCAAACCACAGACUGUAUACAAAUCCGCCUAUCAUAUUAUUAGGAAGCUAAAAUAUUCCUAAGAUGGUGCCACCAUCUUGCACUUUUGAGGUCAUUUGGAGCCAGUAGAGAUUGUGGGGCGGAGCCACAGUAUCGAGGUCCUGCUUGUAUAUGCGCUUCACCAACCGCGAAUCAGUCUCAGCUGUCAAUCACAAUGUUUCUUCCCAUUUUUAGAACAUAACAAAACAAAAACUACACGGAGGGUAAAAAUGAAAACUUGAACAUACAUCAGUGUGAUAAGAACUAUCAAAAACUGUAACCAUCUCGUACUUUGAACGUGUACUGGUUUGGUCCAUGUCCCAUCCACUAACAUGGGGGAGGUGGGAUUUAUCACCUAUAAUCAUGUUGUCCAUCUUUAUUUACAGUCUAUGCAUCCCCCCCACCCCCCUAAGUCUUUUAUGGAUGCUUUCAUUGGAUAUUUCUUACAUUCCUGUCUUUGGUUCUUUAUGUAGAAUAUUUGAGUUUAAAAUUUUAGAGUAAAAAAUAUUUGUUAUUUUUCACUUAAACCCUACAUUAGGGGUGUUGAUAAACCAUAUAUAAAAAAAACUGUUGACUUUAAAAAAAAAAAUGUCAAUGGGAUCUUAAAGCACAGCCCUUCUUUUCUUAACCCUUUAAUGCUUCCAACUGCCUGUUAGAAUAAAAUAAGAGUUUAGUCAGAUACAGCACUGUUUAGCUAGUGGAGGGGCCAAAAUAUAGAUGUAGAGCAUAGUGAACGUGUAGCUGUCACCAUGUCACAAUAAAAUAGUUACUUUGAAAUAUUUUGCCAACUUAUUCUUACGCAGCUGUUGUGGAGAUUGGCCAUGGAAAUAUUAUACUGUAAAUAAUUUAAAUGAAAAAUAUCACUUGCAUGUGCUGUUUUUUAGUUUUUUUCUACUAGUCACAGAUACACUGAAUCUUGUCUUGAAAAGGGAGAGCACACUUUGCACUACAUUUCUCUAGGACACUGUAUGUCUACAAUUUCAGAUGUUUUAUUCAGGGAAAGAUGCAUUUCCGUCUCACUAGAACCGAGAAGGACUGAGUCCUCGGCCGAGAACCAUUUGGUGUAAAGGGUUGAAUCUUGCUACUGUAACGAUUGUCUCUAUAGCACAUAUCAAAUAAUUUACGUAUUAUUGUGUUGUUCUAAUGAUGCAACAUGUUUUAUUUGAUUUUACAUUUACUGUGUUUUAUGUUUUGUUUUCUAGCUUUAAAAAAGAAAUCAUUGAAAGAAAUUAUUUUAGCCUUUUAAAUGUCAAUUUAUAUACACACUGCUUAUCUGUGAGGGCCAACGUCCCUCAGCUUUCUCUAGAAAAUAUGCAUAUGUUGAACACCUGCAACACCUAGUGGUAUUUUAAAUAAAUUACCCAUGCCUUAAA